AUGGCAGAUCCUCCGCGAAAGGUCCGCUCUGCAUGUCGAAGGUGUCGACAGAAGCGCAUCAAAUGCGAUGGUGGCAUUCCUGCCUGCGGGAACUGCGCCCGGGCCAAAGUUCCUUGUGUCGACGUCCAUGGCGGCAAUAACCACCUAUCUAUACCGCGAGACUUCGCAAUCAAAUGCGGAGCACGGAUUCAGUGGCUAGAGGAUUCCCUGCGCUCAUUAAAUCCCGACUUUGACUUGACCCAGGGCCCACGAGUCAACAUGGAAUUUAUUGAGACCUUGUCUUCACGAGAAUCUCACCCAAAUGAGACCUCUAUCCGAGAGGAAGAGUCGGUGAAUAAGAGGUCUCAUUCUACGAUGGAGGAGUCUGAAGUGGGCUCGCCUCUUUCGAUCAAGGCACGCUCGGUUGCGAUCGAUCUAGGCAUGCUCUCGUUGCAGUCUGACUCGCGUCAGCAGCAUUAUCUAGGCUCUUCAUCGGGUUUGCUGUUUACGAAACUCGUUGGGCUGGAUAGCGAAUUUCAAUCACCCAAAGACACAGUCGCCCUCAACGACAUUGUUAAAGCACGCAGAUCACCACCAAGGAUACCUACCGAAAAGUUGAAGUCCAUUUACAAAAGCCUGAGCAAGGAGAUUCCCUCGCCUGAAGAGGCUACCAUUUUGUUUGGCAUAUAUUUUCAAAACAUUCACAUCGACCAGCCAUUCUUGCACCCGGCGUCUUUGGUAAAUGCCUACCAAGCCUUAUACACAUGCUCCCAAGAGGGGUACGAUGACUCGGUCGAUAUCAAUGGUUGGAUUGACUCCGUGGGUCCAUUUCCAUACAAUGGCAAGAUCGAUUUCGUACUUGGGAGAAGAGUUUCUCCCAUUUCUAUCUCCACGGCCGUGUAUCACAUCUUCAUGGCUUUCUCGCUCGCCGCCACUGUUCUGACACGAAAGAAAAAUUACGACUAUUCGCCUUCCAAAUUCUAUCGUAUGGCAAUGUCUACGUCCUCGGAAUGUUUUUCUCAUAUUUCAGUGCACUCCCUUCAAGCUAUGCUUCUGCUGGCAGUUCAAAGUUUGAUUGAGCCUGCAGGUGUCGAUGUGUGGACAUUGUCGCAUGUUGCCAUGGCGCACUGCAUUGACUUGGGCCUCCAAAGAGAGCCAGGUGGAACUUCAACGGAUGAUUCUGCUGUCGUAGCCACGGUGCAAAGAUUCAUUUUUUAUACAGUCUACUCGCUUGACAGAUCAAUAGCCACGAUCCAAGGCCGUCCAUUAGGCAUUCGCGACGAAACCUUCGACAUCAAACCCCCUGCCGAAUCAGAUACCAUUGAAAUGAUCACCAUACCAAACAGCGAGCUUCCAGUUCAGCUUCCUCCUCCUCAACACCUCGUCCUCACCCUUUGCCGAUUCAAACUGGAUCGGUAUGUCUCCGAAAUCAAACUACUCCUCUACCAUCUUCCAAAUCUCCCAACAGCCACUCGAACAUUCGUUUGGCCCACGAACAUCUCAGAAAUCCAAUGCCAAAUUAAAUCAGAUCUUGACGACUGGCUAACAGACGUGUCAAAUGUUUCCCCUUCCCCGAACAUGGAGGAAGAAGAGAAACUGAAACUCCACUACGAAAAGCUGCGAAUGGAGCAGCUAUAUCAUAACACGGUCGCUCUUCUUUUCCAACCAUCUCAGAUGUUCCCCUCGCCAAGCCAAGAUGCCCUAUUCCUGUGCUAUCACAGCUGCAGUCGACGUUUGCAGGUAUACGACACCCUCAGCAACCAGGAAAUGCUCAUGUACAACUGGCGCAAUAUUCACGGAAUCUUCUCCUCAGGCGCCACGAUUGUAUAUUGCAUCUGGGCAUCCCGUCAUCUCCACAAUACAGUUCCCUUCGAAAAAAUCCUGCGCGACCUCCGGACCUGUUCGAACCACCUCAGUAUCGGAAGCCAAUGGUGGCCCUCUGUACGAGCCGGCAAAGAAAGUUUCGAGAAAAUGAUCGACCUGAUGAUCAAGUUCCUGAGCUGUGCACAAAAUCCGGUUCCGCCAGCGUUGCCGCCUGCGCGAAGAUAUGAAUCCUCAAACUCGGUUGAGAAUGAGAUUCCUGUUACCGAAGUACUUCGAAUAGGCUCGGGAUUGGAGCAUCCCAUUCAGCCUUUGAAUGAUGGCCAUGCACAUUUCGAUAGCAUGGAUUUCUCCCCGACGGCAUUUGACUCAUUGAAUGCCUUUGGUGCGGAUGAACCGUCGAUUGAGGCUGCAAUGGAGACGUUUAUGGCUGAUUACCUGCAUGAUGAUUGGGGCUGGGAUCCUUUCUCGGGGUCGAUUGGCUUGUGA
Messenger RNA from Penicillium olsonii, 2289 nucleotides. NCBI's taxonomy places the organism in Eukaryota, Fungi, Ascomycota, Eurotiomycetes, Eurotiales, Aspergillaceae. The record is from the annotation of a GenBank genome assembly.